AUGGCUAAUCUAUCUGCAAUACUCAUGUCAUUGCUAUCUUUGGUAAUGUUGAUGCUUUUUAGAGGUUGUAAUGCUGGUGGAAUUGCUAUCUAUUGGGGUCAAAAUGGAAAUGAAGGCACAUUAGCAGAGACUUGUGCCACCGGGAAUUAUGAUUUCGUGAACCUGGCUUUUCUGGCAACUUUUGGCAAUGGUCAGACUCCGGUGAUCAACCUUGCUGGUCAUUGCGAUCCAUCCAGUAAUGGCUGCAUUGGAUUGAGUUCCGAUAUAAAAUCAUGUCAAGCAGAAGGAGUAAAAGUGAUACUUUCUAUUGGAGGAGGGGCCGGGAGCUACUCUCUUACCUCUGCUGAAGAUGCUAGGCAAGUCGCAACUUACCUUUGGGACAACUUCUUGGGGGGACAAGCAUCUUCGCGCCCUCUUGGUGAUGCUGUUUUGGAUGGAAUUGACUUUGAUAUUGAACUAGGAACGGAUCAACACUGGGACGAUUUAGCGAGGUUUCUUUCUGCAUAUAGCAAUCAGGGUAAGAAGGUAUACUUAACAGCAGCCCCUCAGUGCCCUUUUCCUGAUGCAUGGGUGGGAGCUGCCCUUAAGACGGGUCUUUUUGACUAUGUUUGGGUACAAUUCUUUAACAACCCUCCUUGCCAGUACAGUUCUGCUGAUGUAAGUAACCUUGAAAGUGCAUGGAACCAGUGGACUUCUGAUAUCCCAGCCACCAAGAUCUUUUUAGGCCUACCUGCAGCUCCUGAUGCAGCGGGAAGUGGCUUCAUUCCUGUCGAUGAUCUUACUUCACAAGUGCUUCCUGCAAUCAAGAGUUCUGCCAAGUAUGGAGGAGUCAUGCUGUGGUCCAAAUUUUAUGAUGAUCAAACAGGAUACAGUUCUUCCAUUAAGAGUGAUGUCUGA
Messenger RNA from Cornus florida, 897 nucleotides. RefSeq names its product hevamine-A-like. Gene Ontology annotation, molecular function: chitinase activity. Gene Ontology annotation, cellular component: extracellular region. NCBI's taxonomy places the organism in Eukaryota, Viridiplantae, Streptophyta, Magnoliopsida, Cornales, Cornaceae. Gene Ontology annotation, biological process: carbohydrate metabolic process. The coding region runs from base 1 to 897 and encodes 298 amino acids. The transcript has a single exon. The record is from RefSeq and is a predicted model, not a curated record.